Molecule: messenger RNA, 3349 nt
Organism: Neurospora tetraspora
Lineage: Eukaryota; Fungi; Ascomycota; Sordariomycetes; Sordariales; Sordariaceae
Product: Rad4-domain-containing protein
Exons: 6
Coding region: 161-3349 (1062 amino acids)
Biological process (GO): nucleotide-excision repair; mismatch repair
Cellular component (GO): nucleotide-excision repair factor 2 complex; XPC complex; nucleus
Molecular function (GO): single-stranded DNA binding; damaged DNA binding
Source: RefSeq, a predicted model, not a curated record
CGGCGCUCAAAGAGAGAUUGAACGAUUGCCUAUCUCUCGAGUUACUACGGUUUGUCCAUGGACCAAGGAGGCAUCGUUCUCUGUUUCCUGCUACUUUGACCACCAAAUACCCAUUGCCUCCACACUGACCUAAGUCAACGCCUGUUUAAAAUAAGUCAAAAUGGCUUCGGAACGUGCUCUCCACAUCGAAGAUUACGAGUCCGGAAUCAGGUCCGGACUCAUAACUCGCCCCCAGCCCGAUCUAAGAAAGUACGUCGGCAAAAUCUACGAGAUUGAGGACCGAGGGAGGACUCUUUCUCGCACAGUCAACCACAUCAUCGCAACAACGCCGAUAAGGGCCUCCCGCGAAGAUGCCGAGCAGCUUCUUGACCAAUACAUUGAGCCCAUUUCGGAGACCGUCGAGUUCUUCCGAGAGAUUAAGACGAGGGAAAGCCAUGGCUUCCUUGAUGCACUUCACAAUGUCAGAUCCGGGCCGGCGGUCGAAGUCAAAAUGCUUAGGAGCCUAGAGGAUUUGGAGGCGAUAUGGAAAAGAGCGGUGGACGACGCUGAACGCGCGUUGGAUAAGUCCUUAGACGAGUUGAUGAGCCAUCUCGUACAUUAUCAAGUCCUGGAAGCUCUCCUUGUUGAGCAAGAAGGCAGUGAACGAUUGAAGCACUUGAUCGGUCCUUCGCACAUUGGCUCGACCGUCUUAUCAUCGGGAAGACAGAAUGGUGAACCAGAUAGUAGCGGGCACAUCAUGAUCAUAAGUCGAAAACGCAAAACGCCUGGUGCGCCAACCACUAGCACCCCCCGAACCACUCGCGCCAGCGCAGCGUCGCGGAGAGCGGCGUCAGCCCGCGGCGCAGUCCCGGAUGUGUAUCGAGAAAUGGUGUCCGAGGCGCGGCGCAUGGCUGUUACCGAAGACCCUCCGGAAGCCACAACGCCAGAGAGACCGCUAAAGAGGAGAAGGCCCGGAGAGAGACCUACGCCAAAGGUUGAGACGAAACCAGUUGAGCCAACUGUAAUACCGGAACCCAUGAAGAUGGACCAUAACAACGAAGAAGAAGACGAUGACGACGAAGAGCUCGAGUUUGAAGAUGUCGAGUUACCACAACCUACCUUACAGACUAUUACUAGAGACUCGGACGAUGAAGACGAUGAAGAGCUGGAGUUGGAGGAUAUCGCAUUCGAUUCCCAAGGCGCAUUCUCCUCAGCCAUAGCAGGCGAUGUUCAGCUGGACCUGAACUUAAGCGCCCAGAAAGCCGCAAUGGCACCCCAUCGAAGAGCGAUAGAACGCCGGAAAGCACUAAGCAAAUCCGAGAAGGAACGACGAAUGGAGAUACAUAAAGUCCAUCUCCUUUGUCUCCUUGCGCAUGUCGAACGGAGGAACAAAUGGUGUAACAGCCCCAAAGUCCAGGAAGCUCUAAGACCGCUCUUGACAGACAAAAUGCGAAAAUCUCUGAUACCCAGGGCGAGUCUAAACCAGUACGGGCGAACCGAGUCGCUUAAGGCGGGAUUGCAGGAAACGAGCACCAUGUUUAAAACCAAGUUCCAGAUUACGGAGCGAGGACUAAGGCGGGCGCUGUGGGCGGAAGAUGAAGACCAGUUGAAAAAUUACGAACUCCCAGAUGACCUCGAAACCGUGCGAUCCAAAGACGACUUUCUUGAAGCCGCUAAAUCUCUUUCCGGCUCUCGUGAUGUUGGAGCUCAGCUCUUCUGUGCACUCCUUCGUUCCAUUGGCGUCCAAGCACGCCUUGUGUGCUCUCUCCAACCGCUCGCCUGCGUACCGGGGGCUCCUACAAUGCCGAAACAACGAAAAAUGAAAUCUUUAGAUGCCUCAAAAGGACCAUCAGCAGCCGAUCGUUAUGCCGCCGCAAUGUCCAAAUACGAAAACACAGCCACCACUCCAGAUCCAACAACCCCAUCAUUCCUGUCAGGCCGAAGUCGACUCGGACACCCAAACGCAACAGCCUACAACGUCCCGUCCAUGACCGCUCCCCCACCACCCCCUCCCCUCCCCUCAGUCCCCAAAGCAAAGACAAUAAAAGGCGAAUCCCCAUACCCCGUCUACUGGGUCGAAGUCCUCGACGUAGUCCAACAAAAAUGGCACCCCGUCGACCCUCUCGUGACCGGCACCCAAUGGCGCCCCCGCGCUCUCGAGCCGCCCGCCUCUGACAAAGAAAACACCCUCACCUACGCCAUCGCCUUCGACGAAGACGGCUUCGCCCUUGACGUCACCCGCCGCUACUCCAAAGCCUACAACUCCAAGACCAAACGCCAGCGCAUCGACGGGCCCAUCUCGCCCACCGUGCCCUCGUCGGGAAUCAACACGGGCGAGCGCUGGCUCCGCCGCGUUUUCCUUCGGCACUACACCGCCCCCGAUUUUCCCACCGACCUCGACCAGAUCGAGCUUAAAGAGCUCGCCGCGCUCGAGGGCGCAGAACCCAUGCCCCGUAAUGUUCAAGACUUCAAGGACCACCCCGUUUACGCGCUCGAGAGACACCUCCGGAGGAACGAAGUCCUUGUGCCCGGGGCGCAGUCGACGGGGACGGUAUCUGCCGGUUCCAAAGCCCCUGUUGAGCGCAUCUACCGCCGCAAAGACGUCGUCGUCGCUCGGUCGCGCGAAAAAUGGUUCCGUCUCGGCCGCGUGGUUAAACCCGGUGAAGAGCCGGUGAAGGUCCUUCCUCCCAAUAAGAGGAAGAGGACUUCCAAGUUUGGUGGGGAGAGGAUUUCUUCCCCUGUUUCCGGGGAUGAUGAAGAUGAUGAUGGGGAUCUAUUCGGUGAUUAUUCCCACUCCCUUGCCAAGCAAGGUGGCACACCCCUCUACACUCCCCUGCAAACAGAUCUUUACGUCCCCCCGCCUGUUUCUUCUGCGUCGUCGGGGAAGAUUGUACCAAAAAAUAAAUUUGGCAAUGUGGAAGUGUACGUCCCCUCCAUGAUCCCCGCCGGAGGCGCGCACAUCCCGCACGAGAGAGCGGCGCAGGCGGCGCAUAUACUCGGGAUCGAUUACGCACCUGCGUUGACGGGGUUUGAGUGGAAGGGAAGAAAGGGGACGGCGAGGAUUUUGGGAGUGGUGGUGCCGGAGGGGGCGGCAGAGGGGGUGAGGGCGGUGAUUGAUGGGUUGGUGGAUAUGGAGCUGGAGGAGAGGGAGGAGAGGAGGAGGGUGGAGGUGUGGAGGAUGUGGAGGGUUAUGUUGAGGGGGUUGAGGAUUCGGGAGAGGGUUUUUGGGGGUGUUGGGGAUGAGGAGGAGGAUGAGACGGAGGAGGAGCGGUUUGAUAGGGAGAUGGCGGAUGCGCCUAGUGAUGUGUCGGAGGAGUUUUAUAUGGAUAUGGAUGAUGGGGAGGGAGGUGGUGGCUUUUUGAUUGAGUAG